This is a messenger RNA of Dendronephthya gigantea, 2382 nucleotides long. RefSeq names its product platelet-activating factor acetylhydrolase IB subunit gamma-like. The record is from RefSeq and is a predicted model, not a curated record. Bases 784 to 1449 code for a protein of 221 amino acids. The transcript has 7 exons. Lineage: Eukaryota; Metazoa; Cnidaria; Anthozoa; Malacalcyonacea; Nephtheidae.
AAUACAUAUGUGCUUAGACCACGCCCAACCCAUGCACCGAAUAAGAAUUUGAGAUGCAUUAAAAUUGAGGUUCUUUAUUGUAUAAAUAGAACGACAGGAAUGUGGCUACUGAUCUCCAGAUUCAAACUAUAGAAGGCGGAAGUUCCAAAGAACCAAAAGCGCAGAUGUAGUGCAUCACUGAAUUCUAUACUUUAACUGGACUCACACGCGUAUGAAGCAUUAGCAAAGUGUCUGGAACAGCCGAGGAAAAGAUUUCGCUGUGAGUUGUGAUUCCAAUGGAGACAAAAACCAACUAAAGUAACUAUUUUAGGAAAGGAGCCAAUUAACAGUGAGAUGUUGAAUGGUUUAGUUUAAAUACACGAAUACAUGACAAUUCAAGUAAAACUUCUUAACUUGGUAAAGGAAUAAGAAUGGUCACACGUUUUUAUUGCGUCCAUGAUUAUAAUUAUGACGGUAGUUAAUUCAAAAUGUUGAAAUUUUGACGGAUUGUUGAACGAACCUAUUCCUUGUUACAUGCCCAAACAAACGAAUUUAUCACCUUUAUAUUAAGAGAACUUGUUUGAUCACGUCAAUACACAGGAACAUAUCACUAUAUGUAUAGCUAUGAAAAGCUCUAUCGGAAAAAAGGGUUCAAGCCUACUCUUUACAGCACAACGUGAAUGAAAUAUGGAUACAUGCAACGAAGAAAGACCAUUGACUUUAGUUCACUACGAGUUGGGAAUGAUACUUCAAGUUUUAUCUAUUACAAAUUACACUGCUGCGAUGAUGUAAUAAAAUAUUUAGAUGAGUAACCCUGCUGCAGUAGCAGUUCAAGUAGAGGAUGCCGGAGAUGGAAGAUGGAUGAGUAUGCAUAACAGAUUUAAAAUAGAAGCAAAGAGAAUGGCUUCAAAAUGUCAGUUGUUGUUUAUUGGCGAUUCAAUUAUCCACCAGAUGUUCGAUAAAGAGAUUUGGCGAACACUUUUUGAGCCAUUGGGCUCACUGAACUUUGGCAUUGGCGGCGACAGCACACAACACGUAUUGUGGAGAGUUCAAAAUGGUGAAUUGGAGCAUAUUGAUCCAAAAGUUGUCGUUCUUUUGGUGGGCACAAAUAAUGUCGCUCAUACGCCAUCUCACACAGCGGCUAAUAUUGUGGAGGGGAUUGAAUCUAUCGUAUGGUAUAUCAAUGGAAUAAAUUCAAGUAUUAAAAUCCUAGUUCUGGGGCUGUUACCACGAGGUGAAUUUCCAAAUCCGUUGCGAACUAAAAUCAUGGAUAUCAACAGCUUACUGGAAACUUCCAUAAAUAUCAUUCCAAAUGCGACAUUUCUUAAUGCAGAUCCUGGCUUUGUUGACGGGGAAGGAAAGAUAUCAGCCAAAGAUAUGGCCGACUACUUGCAUUUGACUUGUUCUGCAAACGAGAAAGUUUGCACUAAAAUAUACGAGGCACUGAUAAAGCUGAUGAAGUAUACCUGAUUUUUUUGCACUUCGCUAAUCUUUUGAUGCAUGCAUACGGAUACAUAAUUAUAAAUAACAAAAUUCAAAUCAAAAGUAUGUCGAAUCUCAGAUAUUGUGUUUUAUCAUAUGGAUAUGUAGUAUGAAUAGGGAUAUCAUAUGGAUAUCAUAUGAUAUCAUAUAUGGAUAUCAUAUGGAUAUGUAGGAAAGUAGAGCAUAAUCUGCACAUGCCAUGCACAUGCAUAUGAAUAGGGAUAUCAUAUGAUAUCAUAUGAUAUGAUAUCAUAUAUGGAUAUCAUAUGGAUAUGUAGGAAAGUAGAGCAUAAUCUGCACAUGCCAUGCAUAUGAAUAGGGAUAUCAUAUGAUAUCAUAUGAUAUGAUAUCAUAUAUGGAUAUCAUAUGGAUAUGUAGGAAAGUAGAGCAUAAUCUGCACAUGCCAUGCACAACAUCGAGAACAUGGCAUAUUUUUGACAGCUUAAUCUUAAUGUUUCUGACGCUGCUUUUCAUAUGACAAAAAUGAGACAAAACAAAAGGAGCACUUAUUAAAAUUGAUCUUCAAACAGUAGGUGACAGUUCAUCAAUGGUCCACAAUUUUUAUGAGAUUAUUAAUGAGAAUGUUUUAAUGAAGUUCAUUUAAAGAGACGGCAUCGAAAUUGUUAUUUUUAAUGUCAAAAACGUAAUUAUAGACCUUGGCACAUGACGUUGCUUCAUUAAUUGUCUUUGUCCAGCCAUAUAUGAACCCUUAUUGCAUAAUUUUUUUUAUUAAAACUGAUCUGGAGGACAAUUCUUAUAUAGGUAAUGAUGAUAGUGCUAUGGGUCUUCUUGUCAGUACAGUUUAUAUUAAAAAUAACAAUUCAGUCCUUUGAAAAACGUUUUUGCAUGCUGAAGAGCUAUAUAUCGUACGUAAUAAAACAAUUGUAAUAACAAUAAUCCUAUAGCAAUAGAAAUGAAUAU